CUUGACUGAAAUCUUGGAGCUCAUGGUUAUAGCAUAUUCCCAAUUGAAAUUGGCUUAAUUUGUGAGUUAAACAAAAACAUUUUAUACGGACCGCAAUAAAAACAAACACAAGAAGAAAAAAAUAUAUAUUCCAACAAAUUCCUCCCGCCACACAAAACAUCAACAUCUCUGUCUCCCACGCAUUGAGAAGUAGACGAUGAAAUGAGAGUUGCAGCUACCUAAAUCUUGAAGCUGUAAAAUUACAAAGAAAUUGAAGAUGGCUAUGUCCAUUUCCAUGUCUAUUACGUCCACAAAAUCUCUACAAUUACAAUCUUUACCACCUUUCUCUAAUUUAUCUUCUCCAAAGUCUCUCAAUUUCACUUCUCAUCAGUUUCCCUUCCCAAAACCAAUAACAAACACUUCCACUUCUACUACUGGUCUUAUUAUGCGAGCCUCCUCCUCCGAUUACGCCGGGAAUAUCGGUGACGUUCUCGGCGAUGUUACUAUUUUCACCGCCGCUGGUGAGCCCGUCAUGUUUAAAAAUCUUUGGGACCAAAACGAGGGAAUUGCUGUUGUGGCGCUUUUGAGGCACUUUGGAUGCCCUUGCUGUUGGGAGCUUGCUUCAGUAUUGAAAGAAGCUAAAUCAAAAUUUGAUUCAGCUGGUGUUAAACUAAUUGCAAUUGGUGUUGGUGCUCCUAAUAAAGCUCGAAUGCUCGCAGACCGGUUACCAUUUCCAAUGGAUUGCCUGUACGCUGAUCCUAAACGUGAGGCCUACAAUGUCUUGGGAUUAUACUAUGGCUUUGGACGCACAUUCUUCAAUCCAGCUAGUGCUAAAGUGUUCUCUAGAUUUGAUUCUCUUAGACAAGCUGUUAAAAACUACACUAUUGAAGCCACGCCAGAUGAUAGAAGUGGUGUGCUGCAGCAGGGAGGGAUGUUCGUCUUCAAAGGGAAGCAGUUGUUAUAUGCUAGGAAAGAUGAGGGAACAGGUGAUCAUGCUUCCUUGGAUGAUGUCUUUGACGUAUGUUGCAAGGUACCAGUUGCAUGAAGCGUUGGUGAGCAGCACUUCCAAAAUAAAUGGUGGUUUCUUGCUAUGAAGAUAAUAUAUGUUGCUGUGCCUGUGGAUUGAUUAUUUAUAAGCUCCACUUAUCUUGCCUUGGUACCUCUGUGCACAGUGUUCAAAUUGUUCAUAUUGGGAAUCCUCUAUUUAUGUAAAUUAUGGACCAAUAAAACAGGUUUAAAUUAUGCACCAUAAAAUACUGCAGUGAUUAUACUAAAUAAAUAUAAGUACUGGAGGCUUUUAUAUUCA
Messenger RNA from Ricinus communis (castor bean), 1285 nucleotides. Its product is annotated as thioredoxin-like protein AAED1, chloroplastic. The transcript is spliced from 7 exons. NCBI's taxonomy places the organism in Eukaryota, Viridiplantae, Streptophyta, Magnoliopsida, Malpighiales, Euphorbiaceae. The record is from RefSeq and is a predicted model, not a curated record. Bases 257 to 1024 code for a protein of 255 amino acids. Gene Ontology annotation, molecular function: antioxidant activity.